GCAAUGAUUGUACUAUAGUUUGUUCUUGAUCCACCUGUCAUACAACAAAUCCAGAUUCCUAGAACAAAGAAACUUCCCUUUCCGAACGAACGAACGAACCAACCAAACGCAGUUCAUCCAUCAUCAUCCAUGGCUUCUCGCCGCCGUAUGCUAUUAAAAGUCAUCAUCCUCGGUGAUAGCGGGGUUGGCAAAACAUCACUCAUGAAUCAGUAUGUGAAUCGAAAGUUUAGUAAUCAGUAUAAGGCUACCAUUGGUGCUGAUUUCCUUACCAAGGAAGUUCAAUAUGAAGAUAGGUUGUUCACAUUGCAGAUCUGGGAUACUGCUGGUCAGGAGAGGUUUCAAAGUCUUGGCGUGGCUUUCUACAGAGGUGCAGAUUGCUGUGUCCUUGUUUAUGAUGUAAAUGUCAUGAAAUCAUUUGAAAACCUUAACCACUGGCGAGAAGAAUUCCUUAUUCAGGCCAGUCCAUCUGACCCUGAGAACUUCCCAUUUGUGGUGUUGGGAAACAAAGUAGAUGUUGAUGGCGGGAAUAGCCGAGUUGUUUCUGAGAAGAAAGCAAAGGCAUGGUGUGCUUCCAAGGGGAACAUACCAUACUUCGAGACCUCUGCAAAGGAAGGAUUUAAUGUUGAAGCUGCUUUUGAGUGUAUAACCAAAAAUGCUCUCAAGAAUGAACCUGAAGAAGAAUUAUACAUGCCUGAAACGAUUGAUGUUGGCGGUGGUGGACGGCAACAGAGGUCAACAGGCUGUGAAUGUUGAUAAGAGUUCUUUGAAUAGUCAGCUUCACAUGCAAGAUUGGUGCCAAGAUACAGCAUCCUUAAAAUUGGUGAUUUAGUCUGCAAUUUCAGCAAUGAAAAGCUUAGGACAACUUGUCCUUCUUGUAUCUCACUAGUGACUUAGAUGUUCUCCUGUUUAUUUGCUUAUAAUAUUUGUAAUAAAUGUUUACCCCCUUAUUUUUCAUCGGUAAAUAUGUGCUGAGAAUUUCAAGUUUUUUGCUUUUGCCCAUAUAUUUGUACAAGCUUACAUAUUACUUUAGUCAAGUUAUAUUGCUGUGAAUUUCAAGUUACAUUGAUUUUUGCCCAUA
Messenger RNA from Trifolium pratense (red clover), 1078 nucleotides. RefSeq names its product ras-related protein Rab7-like. Gene Ontology annotation, molecular function: GTPase activity; GTP binding. The record is from RefSeq and is a predicted model, not a curated record. The transcript is spliced from 7 exons. Gene Ontology annotation, cellular component: vacuolar membrane. The coding region runs from base 130 to 753 and encodes 207 amino acids. Lineage: Eukaryota; Viridiplantae; Streptophyta; Magnoliopsida; Fabales; Fabaceae.